GCGGGGUCGCACACUACUGGGACAACGGCGGCAACUUCGGCGUUCCACAGCCGCCUCAGCAGCGGCUCAACGCCCAAGCGGCGCAGCUCAGCACCGGCAAGGUGCCGCCCUACUGGACUCCAGAGCUGGAGCUCCAGGGCUACCCGUUUAGGACGUACCUACAGGACGUCCGCAUCUGGAGCAGCUCUUCGGAGCUGAACGUCGAGGCCCAGGGCGGCGCGGUGGUCCAGCGCCUUGGCGGCGUGGCCCGGUCGUGCGCCCGGGACGUGGACCCGGAGAUCCUGCGCAACGGCCGCUUCCAGCUCGACAACAUGGGCCAGCAGGUCUUCGACCUCCAGGGGAACCCGGUCGUGGUCUCGGGCCUCGAGUUGCUCCUCAACGGCCUCGCCCGGAAGUUCGGAGCCAGGGAGUUCGAGACCUCGGUCUCCUCCGUGAUUGAGCUUCUCACCUUCCGCCGGACCCCUCGCGAGCCUAUCGACGACUGCUUGGGCCGCUUCGAGCUCAUCCGCAAGCGGGCCAACGAGCGCGGCGACUUCCAGAUGGGCGUGGGCGGCCUCAGCUGGAUGCUGCUCCACCAGCUGGGCAUCCACAAGAUGCACUGGCCGCUGCUGCUGUCCGCCCACCAGGGGCGGUUCCCACGAGACGAGCCGGGGUUCGAGGCGCUCUUGACGCAGAUUCGGGACCAGUGUCAUCUGUUGGAGCGCUCCCACGCCGGCGCCAGGACCCUCGAGGAAGGCUGGCGCUUCCCGGCGCACACCGGUUCGUACUGGACCGAACCGUCGGCAGCGACGGGCGCUGACGGCUUCGGCGACGGUCCCGGCAUGGACGCCUUCGCGGCGUGCAGUGGAGGCGAGGUCCCAUUCGCCUCCGGCCGCGGCUCGCAGCACGGACAGUGGGGUACCAACUGGGCCCCAGAGGGUACCGAAUGGGCCCCAGAGGCAUCUUACGAUGCAAGCUACUACGGCGAGCCCGACUCCGAGAGCGAGGACGAAUUCGAGGGCACCGACGCCGAGAACUUCGAGUACUGCGGCGACCUCUCCAACGUCACCUACGACGAGGUGCGCCACCAGUACCUGGUGGCGAAGAGGCGCUUCCGGAGGUUCACCGGCCGCCCUCCGCGUCGUCAUCGUCUCGAGAAGGGUAAGGGUAAGGAUCGAGGUAAGGGCUAUGAUCCACGGUCUUCGGGAAGCCCUGCUAAGGGCGGCGGACGCGGCCACAACCCGUUCGCCGGCGGCCACUACAUGCAGGGCGGGCCCAUCAACUCCAAGUCCCUGGCCGGCGGCAAGGGUCGCGGCAAGGGGCUCCACGGCGCGCAGGCCCGAGUCCGUAAGCUGAACCCGAUCGGCGCGGACGGCAAGCGCCUGCUGUGCCACGAGUGCGAGUCCGACCAGCACCUCAUCAAGGACUGCCCGCGCCAGCGGCACCACUACGCCGACCCCAACGCGGGCUGGGCCAACUCCAUGGCCGGCGGUGGUGCCAGCUCCUGCGGCGCUGGCGGACUCUGUGGUGUAUCGCCGUCGCCAGGGGCGCACUUCCACUUCGCUACGCCUGCUGCUCCUGAGGCGCAGGACCCGCACCAGUACCCCGUCCAGUUGGAGAUGGACGACUCGUGUUACAUGUGCGAGGUCGAGGAGAACACCGACAGGUACUCCUACCUGGUGAAGCUGACCGAUCGCGACGGCGAGGCGCUCCUGGCUGAUCCCGGAUCUCCCGACAACCUCGUCGGAGAUCGUUGGUGCGAGCGUCAGGCACGGCUCAUCAACCAGGCCGGAUUCAGCCGACCGCAAUCUGAGCAGAUACCCACGUUCCGGGUCGGCGGAGUUGGGAAGCACGCGCAGGAGUGCAACCGCAAGAUCACCAACGCCAUUGGCCUGGAGGACGGCUCCACGGGCUCAUGUGCGGCGCCGGUCAUUCCUGAUAGCGACGUGCAGGCCCUCCUCGGGCUCAGGUCGCUCACCAACCAGCGGGCUAUCAUCGACACCUACAACAACAAUCUGUACCUUGUUGGCCCCGGCGGCUACAAGAUCCAGAUGAGCCCCGGCAGCAAGGUGCACGACCUCAAGAGGUCCAACACCGGCCACCUGCUGUUGCCGUGCUCCGAGUUCGGCAAGAACCAGCGGGCGGACACCCAGAAACGCGUGUCAUUUCCCACGGAGCGGCACGAUGCACUAGCAAAUGCAGUGCAGGUUCGGCGCGUGGACUGCCUGUUCAAGCUCAUCGGGGAGCGUGCCGACCGAGUCAACCUGCAGUUGCACAGUGACCGACCUGAGCUGCUGUGGGCUAAUGACAUCAAUGUGGGCACGCCCCGAGGCAGCAGGCGUGACAGGCAGGCCGUCAGGAUUUUCGUCAGAUUGGCCAGGACGCAGCUCGCGCUCGGCCAGCACUUCGUGCUCGACUCAAACUCCAGCAGCCUGAUCUGGGAUCAGGACGGAUAUCGGAAACCCGAUGAGCCUGACACUGAGCGAAUCCGAAUCGAAGCUCUCAUGGCCGAGGGUACCAACGGGGCCCUCGAGGCCUUCCCGACUGAACAGCGGGGGCGAGCCAAGGCUGAGGCAGCCCUGGCCAAGGCUGCGGGCACCGCGCCCGUCGUGAAGCGCAAGAAGCCCCAGGUCGUCGAGCAGCACUUCGACGACUGCGGCUCCGACCUCACGCCCUUGCUCUGGGUCGACCGGUUCGACGACGACCGCUUCCAGCAGCUCUUGGAUGCUCCGGAGGCUGACUACCACUUUGGAUUUCGGGGCCCAGACCCGGGCGAGAUGCCGCGGGAGCAUUGCAUCCUGGAGCCAGCUCGCUUUGAAGCUGCUGAUCUUGAGGCCUUUCUGACCUCUCACCCGCACAAGGUGGACUUCGUGGAGAUCAUGGGCGGCCUCGGCCGGACCGCGGAGAUCCUCGUCCACCGCAACUGCGUGGGCGGCCUCAACUUCGACUGCAUCGCGGGCUUCGACCUGACGAAGGACAAGGACAUCGCCUAUCUUCGGAAGUACCUGGACGCAACGGAGCCCGAUAUCAUCAUCAUGGCCCCUCGGUGCGCUGGCCUGAACGGCUGGCCAGCCCUCAACCGCACCAUCUUCAGACGGGGUCGUCACUUCAUCGUCGAGAACCCCGUGGGCUCGGAGCUCUACCAGAUGGACCACUGGGUCGACCUCAAGCGCAGGUACGACCUGGCCGUGGUUAGGUUCUACCAGUGUAUGACGGGCCUCAUCGGCCGUAAGACUGGCUUGCCCAUCCAGAAGCACACGGAGAUGUGGGCCAGCGAUGGCGGGCGACCUAAGGCGACCCAGAAGCGUGUGUACACCUGUCCUGGGUGCAAGGGGCACAAGCAGAUGCUGGGCCCUCGGCACGCGCGAGAUCACACGUUCAAGUACCCGACGGUGGACCAGCGCCGGCUGCGGGACGUCAUCCCAGGGACCCUCGAGUCCCGCCCCAAGUCCAUCACGGCGACGCUCUGGCUUGCCUCGGCAUUCAACGAGGUGGUGCAGUGGGACAUCUUGUUCCACAGGACGAUCAUGAUCAGCCACCUCCUGGACGAGGCCAUCAGAUUCUGUGCAGCCUCGAGCCUGGCCGACAAACGUGCGGCCUCUAUCAUCGCGGCCAUCGCGGUGGACUGGCUGCGCCCUCUGGGUCCCAUGCGGGUACUCGUAGCAGACCAAGAGGGGGGCCUCAUGCCGGGCGAGGCGGCGCAGUGGAUGGACCGCUGGCAGAUCCAGCUUGGGUCCAAGGAACCUGGAGCGCACGCCCAGGUGGUUGAGCGUCAUCACGACAUUCUACGUCGACUCUUGCUCCGAGUGGAGUCCCAGCUGAACGAGGAGGGCAUCAUCAACGUCCCGCUGGAGAUGAUAGUCGCGGAGUGCUGUCUCGCCAAGAACCUCCUCAUCAGCAUCGGCGGCAACUCGCCCUAUCAGGCCCUGUAUGGAGUGAGUCGACAUCACCAUCGACUUCGAGAAAUUGCCGUGCAGUCCAUGGUGGAUCUCACGGCCAAGCAGUGCAUCGAGCGGGCCAUGCGCGCCCGAACUCGGCGCGCGACCGAGUCGCUCAUGCUGGAGCCGGGCGACCUCGUCGACUUCCAUCGACCUCCGACGUCCAAGGACGACAGCGGCUGGCGUGGACCAGCCACGGUGAUCAACGUCGACAGCGGCACGGUGACCAUCCGAUGGCAAGCGAGGUUCAUGCAGUGCCGGACGCAGGACAUCAGGCGCGCCCUGGUCUUCCUGAGCAUGCUGACCCACCACGCCGGAGACUGGCCGGGCCUGUCGCUGACUCAGGUCCUGACGACCUUUACCGACUCGCUCAGCAAGCAGAUGAUCCGGUUGGGCUGGGUGCUACGCGGGGUGUGGCACCGCGUCAGGGCCAACGCGAAGUACGGCGAGGUGCUCUCGGCUCUCCUACACGUGGCGGCCUGCGGAUUCCACCUCGUGGGUUGUGUGGGUGGACGCGUUGGUCACGGCAUCUCCGUCCUCGAGGGCGUGGAGGAGGUCGACGACAGCUUUCUCUGGUUGUGGCGUGAAGGCCGGCCUGGCCUCUCAUGGUAUCUGCACUCCCCUGGCACGGCCAGGAUCGAACUGACCGAGGUCUUCGGCCAGGACUGGCAGAACCCGUCCUUCGUCCAGUUCCUGCUGGCCGGCGGUGACCAGGUGGAAGAUUUGCGGCGCAUGGAGGUGGACGUGCCCAACAUCGGUGGACCUCACGACCCUGAGGCGGUCGACUUUCCCGUCCCCGACGACGACGACUCGCAGGCUACGAUCGACUACGGCGAGCAGGAUCUGUUCGUGGACUCUUGUGGGUUGGAAAGCUAUCUUACUGAGCAUUGGAUGACCGACUCCGGCAUCAUCGACGUCUUCACCGACCAGCUGAGCAGCUGCGGCCCUAUCGAGAUGCUGGACGCACUCCCUAGCCUGACCGAGGCCCCCGACGCCUUGCACGACAGUGGCUAUAACCUCGUGGCCUCGGAAUGGCCUCUGCCGUAUCACGAUCAGGAACAUCCGAUUAUGGAAGUUUCCGAGCCGCCCAGUAGGUGGAUCGUCCCAGACCGUAGCCAAUGCGCGGUCACCAGCAAGAGCCUAGGACCGCUAGCGACAGGCAGCGGCGCCAGCGAGUCCUAUGGCACCUACGCCCAGGACGCCAGCCAGGCAGCGCUCAUCGAGAAGGAGUACAACAUCCUCUCGCUGGACGAGGCGCUCGCCAACCAGGAAGCCGUUGAGCAGGCCAUGUUGGGCGAGCUCGAGCGCUGGCGCGGCCUGGAGUCGUUCAGACGACAGCCUCGCUCAGAGGCCCGGAACAUCUUGGACGCCAGGUGGGUCCUAAAGUGGAAGCUCAUGCAGUUGGCGCGGCCGAUCGCGGGGCAGAAGGCUGCCAUCGAGAAGGUGCGGCAGGUCAAGGCCCGCAUGACAGUGCGCGGCUACCGCGACGCCCGGGCGGCGGACAUCGCCACCUUCUCCGGCGCCGCGUCUCGCUGGGGCCAGCGCCUAGUUGUGAUCAGCGCCGUGCAGGCAGGCUGGGACCUGUUCUGCCUGGGCGUCUCACAGGCUUUCCUGCGUGGCAUGCCGUACUCUGAGCUGGCCAAGCUCGACGGCGAGAUUUCCAGAGACGUGUCGUUCACGGUGCCACUUGGGAGCAUCCCUCUCCUUCAGAAGCUUCCGGGCUACGCCGACUUCGACGGCCGGACGGAGGUCCUGAAGAUGCUCCGGCCGGGCUUCGGGCACAAGGACGCGCCCAGGAUGUGGAACCUGGUGCUCGUCAAAACCUUGGCGGAGUUCGGGCUGCGCCCGACCACCACCGACCCUCAGCUGUUCGUGAAGCACGACUCUUCGGGACAGCUGCAGCUCAUCGUCUCCACGCACGUUGACGAUUUGAAGGGGGCCGGCGAGGUCAAGGUGCGCGACGCCUUCAUCGCCCACCUCGAGACCAAGUUCGGCAAGCUCAAGCACGAGUCCAAGUCGUUUGAGCACGUCGGCAUCACUCACUCUCAGCAGCCGGACGGCAGCAUCUGGUUGCACCAGCACGAGUACGCCAAGACGCUGGGCCUGAUCGAUAUGGCCAGGUACCGACACGAGGACCUGGAUUCACCAGCACCAACUGGGCUGGUCACAGCUUAUCAGACACUUUUGGGCGGCGUGGCUUGGAUGUGCAUGACGAACAUCGCGUGCUGUGUCUACGCCAGCUACCUGCAGCGCCACUCCAAGAGCCCGUGCUUCAGUCACGUUCGGGACUUGAACCGACUGGUUAAGUGGAUCAAGCUGCACCCGCAGACGCUCAAGUACCGCAAGCUCGAGACGCCGCUCAAGCUCGUGCGUGUCUCCGACAGCUCGUUCAGCGCCGGGGGCCCCGAAGGGCUGCUACUCGAUCUUCGCAUGCAAACCGCCUUGCACCCCGCGUUGGAGCUGUGUUUAGAUGCGCGUUCCGUCUUCGACGCCGUAACGGCGAGCACGGUCAAGGUACCGGCAGACAAGCACCUCUUCCUGCAUGUGCUCAAGCUGCGCGAAUUCCUAGACACCCGACAGCUCCGGCUCUUGUGGUGGAUAGACACCCGCAUGAUGCUGGCGGACGGCCUUACCAAGGGGUCCGUCGACCUGACCGCAGCCUCAGAGGGCAACUGGAGCCAG
Messenger RNA from Prorocentrum cordatum, 6599 nucleotides. The record is from the annotation of a GenBank genome assembly. Lineage: Eukaryota; Dinophyceae; Prorocentrales; Prorocentraceae.